This is a messenger RNA of Scutellospora calospora, 342 nucleotides long. The record is from the annotation of a GenBank genome assembly. Lineage: Eukaryota; Fungi; Glomeromycota; Glomeromycetes; Diversisporales; Gigasporaceae.
AAGGCUUUACAAAAAAAAUUUCUUGACUAUGAAGUUUAUCUUUCUGAAAUUCAUAAAGCAAUAGCAAAAUAUUAUAGUAGAAAACAAAAGGAUAUAUUAAAUAAUACUGCAUUAUUAUAUGAAGAAUUAGUAAGAAGAAAAAAUAAAGAUUCUCAAUACCUACUUGAACUUGCUGAAGCCUUAGAAACAAGUAUAGAAAAGAAGAUUAAAAAAGCAAAGUAUACUUAUUGGAAGAUACAAAUUCUAUUGACAUCGUCUGCUACUAUAUUAUCACAAACAUUAUUUCCUAAACUUGAUAAAGCUUUAAGUCAGUUUAUUAUGUCUGAAAUACAAAAAAUUUAG